AAAUUUGUAGGACAGCGAGAGACCUAUACAAAGUUGGGCCUUCUCGUAGCCUCUUCUGAGUUCUCUCCAUCCUGAACAACAACUUAAACCAAAACAGAGGCCAUUUCUAGGGUUUUAGUUAAAGCAUUCACACAUUUUCCCUCCCAAAAGCUUCACUCACGAAGCUCUCAGUACGAUCCGCACUUAUUUCUCGGCCACAAAUACAUACAGAUUAUACACACAGCUUCAUCUCCAUCAAUCAUGCAAUCUCCAGUACUUGUUCUCAAGGAUUCCCUGACAAGGGAAACUGGAAGUAAGGUGCACCGUGCUAAUAUUCAAGCUUCAAAGGCUGUGGCUGAUAUAAUUCGCACUACAUUGGGUCCAAGAUCUAUGCUAAAGAUGUUACUAGAUGCUGGUGGAGGUAUUGUGGUCACGAAUGACGGAAAUGCAAUUUUGCGUGAGUUGGAUCUUGCUCAUCCUGCUGCGAAGUCCAUGAUAGAGUUGAGCCGUACGCAAGAUGAAGAAGUAGGUGAUGGAACAACAUCAGUUAUUGUUCUUGCUGGCGAGAUGCUUCAUGUUGCUGAAGCUUUCAUUGACAAAAGUUAUCACCCUACAGUAAUAUGUCGAGCAUACAACAAAGCUCUGGAGGAUGCUCUUGCUGUGCUUGAAAAGAUUGCAGUAUCCAUCGAUGUGAAUGAUCGUUCUGCGAUGCUGGGAUUAGUGAAGAGUUGCAUAGGCACAAAAUUUACCAGUCAGUUUGGAGACCUCAUUGCAGAUCUAGCCCUUGACGCUACUACAACAAUUGGAGUUGACCUUGGCCAAGGACUGCGGGAAGUUGACAUUAAGAAAUACAUAAAGGUCGAGAAGGUCCCUGGGGGUCAAUUGGAGGACUCGAAGGUUCUUAAGGGUGUUAUGAUAAACAAAGAUGUUGUUGUCCCUGGAAAAAUGAGAAGAAAAAUUGUUAAUCCACGUAUUAUUCUACUUGAUAGUCCUAUUGAGUAUAAAAAAGGAGAGAAUCAGACAAAUGCCGAGCUGGUGAAGGAAGAAGAUUGGAGUGUCCUCCUUAAAAUGGAAGAAGAAUACAUUGAAAAUCUUUGCGUGCAAAUACUGAAGUUUAAACCUGACCUGGUUAUAACUGAGAAAGGGCUUAGUGAUCUGGCUUGCCAUUACUUUAGCAAAGCUGGUGUCAGUGCUAUCAGGAGAUUGAGGAAAACUGAUAAUAAUAGAAUUGCUAAAGCAUGUGGAGCUGUUAUUGUGAACAGAGCAGAUGAACUUCAAGAAUCAGAUGUGGGUACUGGAGCUGGUCUUUUUGAAGUUAAGAAAAUUGGAGAUGAAUUCUUUGCAUAUAUUGUUGAGUGCAAAGAUCCCAAAGCAUGCACUGUUCUUUUGCGGGGUGCUAGUAAGGAUCUUCUGAAUGAAGUGGAGCGUAACUUGCAGGAUGCGAUGUCUGUGGCUAGGAAUAUCAUAAAGAACCCCAAACUUGUUCCAGGAGGUGGUGCAACAGAAUUAACUGUAUCUGCUACGUUGAAGCAGAAGAGUUCAUCUGUUGAAGGCAUUGAGAAAUGGCCAUAUGAAGCUGCUGCAGUAGCAUUUGAAGCUAUUCCUCGUACGUUGGCACAGAACUGUGGUGUCAAUGUCAUUAGAACUAUGACUGCUCUACAAGGGAAGCAUGCUAAUGGUGAAAAUGCUUGGGUCGGAAUUGAUGGGAACACCGGUGCAAUUGCAGACAUGAAAGAGUCUAAGAUCUGGGAUGCUUUUAAUGUAAAGGCUCAGACCUUCAAGACAGCCAUAGAAGCUGCUUGUAUGCUUCUCAGGAUUGAUGAUAUUGUGAGUGGAAUUAAGAAAAAGCAAGCCCCAGGAUCUGGAGGCCCAUCGAAACCUACAAUUGAGCAAGAGGGUGAUGCUGACAACGAGCAAAUGAUUCCUGAAUGAAGUCCCUCUGCUUAUCGAUUAAUACAGGGAACGUGAAGUUGUGUUAGUAGUAGCUGAACAAUGGUGGUUUCUCGAGACUUGUCGCAAGUUCGGUAUCUUGUUAGUUUCUUGUUAAGUUACCGCAAUUUUUGGUCAGAUUUAAUGUGGUUCUGUUUUGGCCUUUCAAUCUUUGGUGGAGUUUAGAUGUUCAUAUCAUCUGUCUUUCAGAAAUGUAAUUCCUUUGCACCUUUCUGAUUCGGGGAUAUAUUAGCACAUGGAUGGGAUUAAUUUGAAACGUUAAAGAUGUAUUGUGAAACUCUCUCUUAAGAUGUAGUCAGUAGUUUGCUUGCAGUCA
Molecule: messenger RNA, 2245 nt
Organism: Daucus carota subsp. sativus
Lineage: Eukaryota; Viridiplantae; Streptophyta; Magnoliopsida; Apiales; Apiaceae
Product: T-complex protein 1 subunit gamma
Exons: 13
Coding region: 241-1911 (556 amino acids)
Biological process (GO): protein folding
Cellular component (GO): chaperonin-containing T-complex
Molecular function (GO): ATP-dependent protein folding chaperone; ATP hydrolysis activity; ATP binding
Source: RefSeq, a predicted model, not a curated record